AAAACCAACGCGGGGAUCCGGAGACCAGAGAAACCGCCUUAUUCUUACAUCGCUCUCAUCGUCAUGGCCAUCCAGAGCUCGCCCUCCAAGCGCCUGACCCUCAGCGAGAUUUACCAGUUCUUGCAGAGCCGUUUUCCCUUUUUCCGAGGUUCUUACCAAGGAUGGAAAAACUCAGUGCGCCACAACCUCUCGCUCAACGAGUGUUUCAUCAAGUUGCCCAAAGGGUUGGGACGACCGGGUAAAGGCCACUACUGGACCAUCGACCCGGCCAGUGAGUUCAUGUUUGAGGAGGGGUCGUUUCGCCGACGACCCCGAGGUUUUAGGAGGAAAUGCCAAGCCCUCAAACCCAUGUACAGCAUGAACGGGCUCAGCUUCAACCAUCUUCCCGAGAGCUACGGCUUCCAGGGCUCGGCCGGUGGGCUCUCCUGCCCUCCCAACAGCCUUUCCCUCGAAGGGGGUUUGGGGAUGAUGAACGGGCAUUUAUCCAGCAACGUGGAGAGCAUGGGCCUGGCGGGACACUCUGUGCCCCACCUGCCCGCCAACGGUGGGCACUCCUACAUGGGCAGCUGUACCGGCUCCUCGGCGGGGGACUACCCGCACCACGAGAGCUCUGUGCCCGCUUCCCCGCUCCCGCUCUCCUCCAGCCUUUCCACGCAUUCCCUCGACCAGUCCUACCUGCACCAGAACAGCCACAACACCGCCGAGCUGCAAGGUAAGCCACGGACAUGCGUCGGAGACACCUGGGACCCCUGA
Pterocles gutturalis (yellow-throated sandgrouse) is the source of this 753-nucleotide messenger RNA. RefSeq names its product forkhead box F1 (gene FOXF1). Gene Ontology annotation, cellular component: nucleus. Gene Ontology annotation, biological process: regulation of transcription by RNA polymerase II; animal organ morphogenesis. The record is from RefSeq and is a predicted model, not a curated record. The annotation marks the transcript as partial. NCBI's taxonomy places the organism in Eukaryota, Metazoa, Chordata, Aves, Pterocliformes, Pteroclidae. The transcript has 2 exons. Gene Ontology annotation, molecular function: DNA-binding transcription factor activity, RNA polymerase II-specific; RNA polymerase II cis-regulatory region sequence-specific DNA binding.